GCCGACAAAAUGGCGAUUUUCUUAUGGUCUCCGAGCGCCUUUUGCGAGUUUUAGUUAUGCUCUUCUAGUUGUGUGUUUAUGAGGCGUCAUGAAUAGCCACGCAUAAACAUUUAUUAGUGUUUUAAAAAUGGAGUCAUCAGCCUCUAACAGCUAUCGGCGUCCCGAUUCCCGUGCCAGCUUAAGUUCAAAUAAUGAAACUCUUUUGACAAAUGAAUUUCCUGGAUUUGGGGAAAUGCCAGAUGAAGUGGUCGAACGCUUUGAAUCCUCACUACCAAUGGUUCAUAUUGACUUGAGUGCGAUUCCCGAGAAAUUCCACGCAAAGGCGAAAGAACAAGUUCUUGGCAACUGCUAUGUGAAAAUUCGUGACCUAGCAAUCCUAGUAAAUAGUAGUAAAGACAAUAAUGAGCGCAAGGCUGUGAAGCGUCCAAGGGAUGACAGCUUAUCAAGAAACAACGAAAACUUUACAACUGCAAGAAUUUCAACUAAAGGACAACAUUGGAAAUUACCAAAAAAGAAAUCAAAGGCAUUAAAAAACCCUGAAAGUUAUAAUGUUAGAAAUGUUAGUGAAACAAGGCUUGUUGUUCAAAAAAAAUUAAUUCAAUAUGAGUUGCCACAAUGCACUCCACUUCGCCCUGAUGUGGAGUACGAGGAGACUGACACAGAUCCCAUUGCUGGACCUUCUCAUAACUACCGCAACCAUUAUGUUACCAGCAGUGUUCCAACAGUCUUUCCAAGGAAGAACCACCCAAUUUUACAGAAUGUUUCAAAAGUUCAUGGUGAAUCAGUCAUGCAACCUGAGUUGAAUACCAAAUCCAAGAGUGUUAAGCAUUCCAAAGGGUGUGUGAAUGUUGGCACUCAGACUGAGCCUCAACCUCAACCUGCCUCAACUCAAACUCAAUUCGAGUUCUUACAACGCCGCAUCAGUGAGCUGGAAUUGAUGAUGGCUUCAAACCGUUCAUUCCAAACUCCAUCGCCACUUCCGCAAAAAAAUCAAGAUGAUGCUGCCUCAGCUUUAUCAACCCCACCAAACUCCGACUCUGGUUCUUGUAAUGGUGGUGUCGAAAAGAAAUCCGAGAGUUCAAGUUCCAAACGAAACUCUACACCCACCAAGUCAGCAUUCAUAGUAGUAAAUCGCUUGACUGACAGUGAUUUACGGCAAUAUGGUGUUGGUCGUAAUUCCUCGGUAUCGCCCACUGAAGAAACACGACCUAAGAAAAGACCUCGUCUAAGCUCAUCAGUUUCUGAUUCAGAGCGACAUUCUUUCAAGAAACCAGAAAAAAGGAGUGAAAAACCCAGUGGAAAGGAUUUAUUUGGUGAAGAGAGCGACGAAGACAUGGUUCCUCAUCCGAAAAAAGUAUUAGAAAAGCCACAACCAUUGGACAUGGAUGAGCUUAAUUACGACUUUGAUGAAGAAGAAGAAGUUGAGGAGUCGCGCCCGGCAAGUGUUGACAAGCAGAAGAAAAGUAAUGAAACUAAUCAACGUGACAAGUCUUCCAAAAGUGACAAAAAGGAGAAAACUUCCGAAAAAGACAAGAGGAAGGAGAAAGAGAGGAAGAAGAAAGAUAGCGAUAAAACGAAAGCUGGCGAACAUUCAAAAUCAUCAAAGGAGAAAAGUGGCAAGGAGUCAAGAAAAUCUGGGAAGAACCCUGUGGCUGCGGUGAAUACCUUGAAAUACAAAAUUCCAAAGAAGUCGGCUCCGCCAACAGUCGGGUUGCCGCCAGACUUGCAACAGAACCUUGAUCAAUUUACGAAAGGAUAUACACAAUCUCCAGCCCAGCAAACUGUAUCUUUAGGAACGUCUGAAUCUGUGCUCCCCAAGAAUACGGUUGUUAAACCAAACGAUCUCGCAAACGUGCCGUCAACAUCAAAGAAUGCAGUUAAACAGCCAGUGGCUCCCGAAUCUUUUGAAUUCUGUGACAAAACAGCUACCCCUAUUCUUUGCAAUCCUCGUGAAAGUGUUAAAGGACGGAUCACCAAAUCUGUAAAUUUUCGCGAGGAAAAUCUUGAAAGUGUUCGUACCAUAAGUCCACUUUGUCAGUUUCAGCAGGCUGAGAGGGCUAUUGAAGUUCCAUCUGUCCGUGAGAAGUAUAUCCCUCUUAUAAUUAACGAUUUGACUUAUGAACCUAAAUCGUCACCAAGAAAGCCCGUAGUUGGGAUUAGGCCGUUCCGCCCGCCUACACGUCGGAUCGGAGACGAGCGAGGAGGAAGACGGUUCGACGCUAGUUCAAGCAGUUCGUCGUCUGAUUCCGCGAGCGAAAUGUCCGAAAACGAAUCAAGUGACAAGAUCAACACAAAUGAGCAUUCCGGGGAAACAAUUAGCGCCUUAUUUCCGCCAAACGAUCUCCGCUUAAGCGUUGAGAAUCAAUCAAUUUCCAAUGGCUCCUCCGUUAUUCCAGAGGAGUCGAGUGGUGAUCCAACUGCACAAGAAAUGGAGGAAACCACAACGCAUUUGUCUUCCACCGCCUCGGAUGAAUUAUGCACACCGAGUUCGGCCGUUGAACCUGUAUCCAUUAUAAAUAAUGCUGCAACAGGAGAUUCCACGAAGGAAGGUAGUAGCUCCGUUGUUCCCAAAGAGAACGCACAGGCAGUCACCCCGAAAAAACUUCCUAUUCCCUCACUGGCAGUUCCUCCUUCUCCUCGGCGUCAGACUCCUGAACCAAUAUCUCAAGUUUCUUCUACUCUGGUGAAAGUAAAAAGCUCAAUCCCGAUGGAAGACGAUGACUCUGAAGAAGAAGAUGAUGUACUCGACAUUGGCCUCAAUGAGAGUUUCGGUUACGAAGAAGAAGAACUGCCUCCACCCAAGCUGCCUUCCAAUACGAUCAAUAACGCACCGGCCAAGAUAGUUUUUGAUCGACCAUCGCCUGCUAAAAUUGUGGCACCAUUGAACAAAGCAAACGAUCCAGCUAUGACAGUCAAGCCGCCAAUCAUUCAAAGGACCGUGAUGGCAAAUCCCCCAUAUCCUCAAGAUGAUGUAGCGAGCACCCGAGGGUUAUGUUUCGAUCUUGUUCGCUCAGGAGGGUGUAAAUUAAGCGACACUCCCAAUAAGAAGUGCGAUUUCAGCCACGAUUUAAACUCGGCUCUUGAUUUCGUUAAUUAUUUGUGCAACAAGAAAGGCAGUGUACCAUUAGCCUAUAGAUUGGUAUGUUGCAUGACCAACAUCGAUUCGCCGCUUAAUAAAACUUUGAGUGAACCCCUUGGAGUUAGGAUAGUCGGAACCGUAAUCAAAGCUAUUGUGAUGGGAAACCGGCAGGAAUAUAUGUCAAUUGCCUUGGAAAUGUUGUGUGAUAAAAAGUUGCCGUUGAUUCCCGAGUUCGUGGAUGGAGUUAUAAAACAAACACCAGUUUCUUCGGCGUCUGUGAAUCACCUAGUGAGUCUUUAUGAACGAUGUCAAUCCGUCGAUUCUUACUAUAAGAUGUCACUAGUCUCAUUUUACAAAGUCACGGCAGUUCUCGUUGAUCAUUGGGAACCACCCUUGAAAAAAUGGGAAUUUAUUUGCAAUAUAGUCGAGUUAGCAUCAUCAAACUACCCACAAUCCUUUCGGCCGUCAUAUGAGGUGCUGUGUUUCCUAUUUGGCGAAGCACAUGAUCAAUUAAGACUUGAACGACUGUGUAUUUUAUUUAAUGGGAUUGAGCCACCUGUCAUUGCGCUACUAGGACCAGAGAAACGUCAUGAAAUACUCAAUAGGUUAAGGAACUUUGGUUUGGUGCACUGGUACGACAGAUACGCGGGGAUUCGCCGCCCUGUGGAGGUCGAGAUGCAUGCGAUGCCUAAUUCGAUUCGACCAACGCAAUCGCAACUUAUUGGGGCUCAACAAUAUUUGCCAAAUGGAAUGGCCAAUCAUCCUCCUCGUGGUGCUAUGCAACCAGUACUUAGGGCCCCACAUCCUAGCAUGCCACUGGCUCAUCAAAUGCCUUCACUGAGGCAACCCAACUAUGGAUCUCAGUUUCCGCUCAUGCCACCAGUAGGUUUACAACGACCUUCGGUUCCUACAUUUCCAUCACCAAGCUUACAUCGACCGCAGCCUCCGAUUGUACCAGCAGUUGGCGUACAUCGUCCACAACCUCCAAAUGUACCAGCAGUUGGCGUACAUCGUCAACAGCCUCCAACUGUACCAGCAGUUGGCGUACAUCGCCCACAACCUCCUGCGAUUCCAAUGGGCCACUCCAUUGUAAACGUACUUCACCCACAAGCACCACCUUCGGUCCCAAAUUCCAUAUUUGAUUUAAGGGAAAAAGUAAACAGACCAGUGCCUUAUGAAAACGGAAGUGGCCCAGUUCCUUCAUCAUCAGAUUCACUUGCAGCAUCAAAUCCCGCAUCGCCCCCAAAGGAAGUUUACCCUGAUGAAACGAAAAAGACUACACCUAUCAUUGCACUGGAAGUCCCUAAACCCGCCCAUUCACUGGAUCUUAAUUUGUUUGAACCGGAAUCGCCGGAGGUGGAGCCUGUUUUUCUAGAGGAAAGUGAGGAAGAAAAGGAACCUCAGGAACCUCGUGUUGUGGUCGAGCUUUCUCAUGCAGGAGAGGAUGAACUUCUGACAGAGUUCAAUAAGCAGAAUUUUAAAGCCGUCACUUCUUGGUAUCUUCAGCACUAUACAGGGGACAGGAAAUGUAGGAUGCUCGCACAACUCGUGCAUUUAAUCAAAACAAACCCGAUUUACGAUAGUGAAGGCAGUAAUCAAGCAAUGUCACCUGGGCAUAUUGCCUUCAAGAUAUUACACACCGCGUUCGUUGAUGAAGAAGGCAAUCCUACUGUGCUCGAUCCUCGGCAACGACAGGCCUUAUGUGACCUGAUUUUUUUCGUUUUGUAUCAUUUUUUGGAAAUGUCCAUGACUGACGACGAGGAUGAAAGAAUGGUUCAAGCAGAAUUGGCAAAAAACUUUCUGGAACUGCUUAUGGUUUUCCAAGAACUUGUGCCUUUGGAGGAUUUUAUAAAACAUCCAGGAUUACUCCAGUUUGUUGCCAAGUGCUCACUAGAAGUGUACUUGUCCAAAGAAGAAGAUGAAGAAGACUUCUUAGGUGUGGUCGUACCUCACAUUGAACGCGCAAUAAUGUUGUUAACUGAAUUCCACAAAAUUAUUAAGAAAAUUCCGUCAUACGUGAAUUUUGAUCUGGUACGCCAAGAUAUGGAUAUAGCAGACCAGUUACUCCAAACACUUGGUGAUUUCCAUCAACGUGAAGGAGCAGAUAGGUUUUCUGCUGGAAUUGCUGGGUUGUAUGAUGAUUACAAUAAUGCAGCCUUGUGCAAUAAAUCUCUAUUCCAAGCAUUGCUGCCAUCCGGCUAAUAGUAGGCGCGGUCAUUUAUCAAACUGAAUAUUGAAUCAUUCGCAUCAAUUUUGUUUCAGACCCGCCUGUUAAGUUCUCAUCUUAUAAUAUGGAUGACUCGGUGUGUGCGAAUACGACCCGGGACAUUUCGAUCAAAUUAAAAAUUGCCGUCUCUCUUUACCCUCAUAUUUUCAAUUUUCACCAUCGCUAAAUCAAAAAAACGUAACUCACCGUAUCAACAUUCUCAUUAAUGACGUUCAUUUUGUCAAGCCAAGAUAUAGUUUGUUUGUAAACACAGAAUAAUGAAAAUACACUUUUGUGCUUUGAAAUAUA
Daphnia pulicaria is the source of this 5594-nucleotide messenger RNA. RefSeq lists its product as uncharacterized. The transcript is spliced from 13 exons. The record is from RefSeq and is a predicted model, not a curated record. The coding region runs from base 128 to 5281 and encodes 1717 amino acids. NCBI's taxonomy places the organism in Eukaryota, Metazoa, Arthropoda, Branchiopoda, Diplostraca, Daphniidae.